UAAAGCCUGCCGUAACAAGCUCUUCGACUGCAGAGGUUACUGGGCGGAGUGGGUUUUCUUCCUUGUCAAGAUGGCGGCUCCUCUGACACUACUUUUGAUUGUAGCUGUUACUAUCCGUGCAGCCCUGUACAGAUCCAGUUUAGCGGACCUAAUUUCGGAAAGAGUGGAGGUGGUGUCUCCGCUGACAGCCUGGAAGAGAGUUGUUGAAGGUUUGGCUCUGCUUGACUUGGGAGUCUCGCCGUACUCUGGAGAUGUUUUCCAUGAGACCCCACUCAUUAUUUACCUCUUUCACUUUUUGGUGGACUAUGCAGAGAUAACAUUUAUGUUGGCAGAUGUGAUCACUGCUGUGGCUCUCUACCUGGCAGUGAAGGAGUACAACAAGCAAGUGUUCAGAAAGCAGAAAUAUGCCUUGGAGGCCGAUCGCUAUCCCCUCGACUGUCUGGAGCUCAUCAGAAGCCCCAAAGAAAUGUUCUACAUCCCUCUGAAGGUCGCUAUGUUGUAAGUACCACA
This is a messenger RNA of Notothenia coriiceps (black rockcod), 510 nucleotides long. Its product is annotated as phosphatidylinositol glycan anchor biosynthesis class U protein-like. Gene Ontology annotation, biological process: attachment of GPI anchor to protein. The record is from RefSeq and is a predicted model, not a curated record. The transcript has 6 exons. NCBI's taxonomy places the organism in Eukaryota, Metazoa, Chordata, Actinopteri, Perciformes, Nototheniidae. Bases 71 to 502 code for a protein of 143 amino acids. Gene Ontology annotation, cellular component: membrane; GPI-anchor transamidase complex.